CAGAUUCUUAGUGGUCGCUGACAACAACUCAAUGAUGAGCUGUGUGGUUGCACGUGACCAUUCAACAACCAAUGGGAUGACGGAACACGAAUAAGUUCUGAGCUCGCAGGCUGUCUUACUACCGGAAACAAAGUUCGCGGAUGGAAAAUUGCGGGUCUGGCAGUGCGCAGACAUUAGAAUUAUCUGUUGACAUCAAUUGCGAGUCUUCCAGUACACACAGGAACUUUUAAAUUAACUGUUGACAACAAAAAGGACAGCAAACUGGCAGGAUGUGCAAUAUGACUUUCGAAGACACCGGCGGAGAUGACUCCACGGAAAGGAUGGAAUCCAUGGCAAAAGCUUUGCAGGACAUUCUGAGCUCUGCAUUGCCUCAGGGUUGCAUCACUGUCGGAGUCUAUGAGGCAGCAAAGUCACUCAAUGCGGAUCCAGACAAUGUAGUGUUGUGUCUGCUGGCCACAGAUGAUGAGGAGGAUGUGGCUUUGCAGAUUCACUUCACCUUGAUCCAGGCGUUUUGCUGCGAAAAUGACAUCAACAUCUUGCGUGUGGGCAACAUGAGGCGCCUCGCAGAAAUACUUGGUGGAGUGAAGCCUGGAGAAGACCCAAUGGACAUGCAUUGUGUCCUACUUACAAACCCUCAGUCAUGUCUUUCAAAGGAUCCUGCACUGAGCAAAGUGAACCGAUUCUGCAGGGACAGUCGUCAUUUGAAUCAGUGGGUUCCUGUUAUCAAUCUUCCUGAUUGAUUAAACUCUCUGGAGUAUCAAUAUAUUGUUUGCAUUCAGGGGAUAGUGACUGCUCAAGUGCCACUGUCUGUGUUGGACUGCUUUGGAGAGAAAAAAACCCUAGAGAGCAACAGGAGAAUCUAGGGAGGAAAUGAAUGAAAACCACAACUAAGUCAUGUGACCUGAUAAGUGCACAUGGAGGUGAGCACCGGAAGGAGGAAGCCUGGAGAAAAGUUGAAUUGAUUCCAAGAAGUGGACCAUGCUGUGGUGGACAACUCUGCUCUCAGCUUCAAGAGAUCUCUUUGAAAGUCUGACCAAAUAUAAACAUUACCUUAACAGCACGUUAAAGUAUAUUUAAGACUUGUCACGUUGAUAAGUGAAAAUUCAAAGCCAAGGGAAAGUUUUCACAACUUUCUGUUAAUAGCUUUAUUUUAUGGACAAUGCCAUGUUUUGUACUUACUUAUGUUUUGCAUUUAUUGAGUAAUAUUUAUUGUGCAUAGUUUGCUGGAUUUUGCAUUGUUCAGUUGAAUGAAAAUAAAAUGAAAAAUAAAAUAACAACAACAGAUAUUGUUUCCAGUCGCUACUAGCUUAGCCCAGUUAUUCAAUGCCAUGUUUAUGAUUUACUUUGUGAUGGGGUGUAUAAGCUUAGGUUGUCGUCCCACAGCAUUCGAAUCUUGCCCCGGCACAUCACUGGGUAGGGUAAAAGACAACUAUCUACGCUGCAGCUUUCCUACCGAGGAAAAAUAAAUACACUAUUUCGAUAUAAUAUAGCUAUGCGACCCCCUGGGAAUAACAUGCCUAGGAACUCAGGAAGGAUUGCUUAUUUGCAUAUUUUGAGAGCUUGUGACUUAGAUAUAAGGGCAGUCUCAUUGUUCAAUAUGAUCUGAGCUAAAUUUACAGCGGAUUCAGUUAAGAAUAGCAGAGAGAACAAAAAAAGAAACACAGUUCAGGACCCCUUUCAUGCUUUGAAGGAAGAGACAACUAGAACUUAUUGUUCCCUGUGCAGAAAAGGGAGGCACAAAGCUUUUAACACAGUGGGUCAUGACACAAUAGAAGCAUGAGUCAGGGCUAUUUAGGUCUCUGUUACUAGAGCUGUACAGUACUUCAGCUUAAUGGUUAAAAAUAGCUCCAUGAGUGUGGUCAAAGGUGUUCUCUUUGACCACUGCCACAUUGACAAUGGCAGGAUUUUCAUUCAACAAGCUAAUUAUUCACAUGGACUGACAUGCUGCAGAGAUACCAGUUUUCAACCAGAAUAUCAAGAAGAUAGCAAGCCUGUUUGUUUUCCUGUCAAAUCGAGAGCAGCUGAUUGGGGGCUAAAUUGAGCCCAAAUUCAGAGCUGACAAUGGUUGGAGGGUUUAUGAUGUUUUAUUAAAACACCUUGCAAAUGUAAUAAAUUGGGAACAGAAGCCA
This is a messenger RNA of Menidia menidia (Atlantic silverside), 2129 nucleotides long. The record is from the annotation of a GenBank genome assembly. Lineage: Eukaryota; Metazoa; Chordata; Actinopteri; Atheriniformes; Atherinopsidae.